This is a messenger RNA of Oldenlandia corymbosa var. corymbosa, 5524 nucleotides long. Lineage: Eukaryota; Viridiplantae; Streptophyta; Magnoliopsida; Gentianales; Rubiaceae. The record is from the annotation of a GenBank genome assembly.
CGAAAAUAUAAAUAGAGAUCCGGGGUCAAGAAUUCAUUAACGAAAAGAUUGUAUUGAAAUUGAUUUUCUGAAUUUUGUGGAGAAUUCCCAAAUUCUUUCGGGUCUUGAACCCUAAUUCUCCCAUUUCCAUCUCCGUUUUCACGGAUUCGCCCCGCCUAUCAGUUCGCAGACCUCAGGUGGCUGACACAAAACUUGUGCAUUUUUUGCUAUGAUGGAAGAUGAGUUAGGCCCAACAAGAUGACAGCCCAUAAAACCCAAGGAAAGACCGCCGAAUUAACAUUUUUGGCCUAGAAAACGACGCCGUUUACAACUGAUUUUCUUUCUCCCUCUCUUCUUCCUUCCCCGGUUUCACACUUUCUACAGGGGUCCAAUCCAUUCCUUAAACCCUACUGCAGCGUAAAGUUAAAGCCAUACGCAAAGCCCUCGCCCAAUUCUGUGUUAACCCGACCCGUUAUGGAGGGUUCAGUAGUUGAGCUCGCCAUAGCGCAAGCGGGCCCCGCCAAACCAGAAGAAGAUGUACCUUCUUCAUCCCCAGCGGCAACUCCGGCUCCCAUCCCGGCUCAGCUCACGUCGGAGGAGCUCGUGGCUAAAGCCAUAGCUCCUGUUAAAAAGGAGUUCCUCUGCCCACCGCCAACCAGAAACGACGCCGAUACGGAGCUGCCGCCACAGACUGCUGCCCUUAUCAAAGAGAAAAAAUCUAAACGCCAACUCAAACGGGAACGCCGCCAAGAGUCAAAAUCUGCAUUGCACUUGUGUCCAGUGGUGGCGAAGAGUGGGGAGGUGGCUUCUUGUGUAUACGGUGAGAAAUGCCGGUACAGCCAUGACUUGGUUGCUUUUAAGGACCAGAAGCCGGCUGAUUUGGAGGGCAAUUGUCCUUUCAAUGGAGAAAGCCGGUGUCCUUAUGGGCUGGCUUGUAGAUUCGCCGGUACCCACCUAGCUGACGGCAUUGCAUUUGGGACACAGAAUAGUGAUCAACGGAAGACGUCCGAAGUGAAUGGAUUGAAUAAAGAUGUUCAGAAGCUUCUUUGGAAGAAUAAAAUGAAGUUCCCUAAAGCUGAUGCUACUCUGAAGCUUCUUGGCCUUACUGACAAAACGAAGAAAUUGUUGGACAGAGAAGAUGAUCAGGCAGUUGCGAACAAAUCAUGUGCUAUUGAAGAAAACGAGGGCUGCAUAGCUGGUGGCACUUGUGCUUCUGAACAUUUGGAAGAAGAUACUAAACCUGAAAAUGGUGAUGUGCCUGAAGAACUAAGGCCUGUGAAGAAGGCAAAGCCUUCGACUGAUGAAUCCUCUCGCGCUAUUGAAGUUAAUAAUGGUGCCUAUAUCAAGGAGGCAGAUAUUGAGGAAAGCUCGACAAUUAGUGAUUCAGGUGGGGGAACUCUUGCUGAUAAUGAUGUUGUUGAAAGUGAUGAAAGCCUGAAAAUACACCCACGUGAGAGAAAGCUUAUUGACUUCAGAGAUAAGCUUUAUCUUGCACCAUUGACUACAGUGGGGAAUUUACCUUUCCGGAGGGUAUGCAAAGUGCUUGGUGCUGAUGUUACUUGUGGUGAGAUGGCGAUGUGCACUAAUCUUCUUCAGGGCCAAGCUUCUGAAUGGGCACUGCUGAGGCGCCACUCCUCUGAGAACUUUUUUGGUGUUCAAAUUUGUGGGGCAUAUCCAGACACAGUUUCCAAGACAGUUGAACUUAUAGAGAAGGAAUGUUCUGUGGAUUUUAUUGAUAUUAAUAUGGGGUGCCCUAUUGACAUUGUGGUUAAUAAGGGUGCGGGGUCUGCUCUUCUAACAAAACCACUUAGGAUGAAAAGUGUCAUACAAGCAGCUUCUGGAACAGUAGAUACCCCAAUAACCGUCAAGGUACGAACUGGUUACUUUGAGGGAAGGAAUCGCGUUGAUUCUAUUAUUGAGGAUGUUGAAAGUUGGGGAGCAACAGCUGUGACUAUACAUGGUCGAACACGGCAACAACGAUACAGCAAGCUUGCUGAUUGGGAAUAUGUAUACAAGUGCAUCCAAAAGGCCCCAGAUUCGUUGCAAGUCCUUGGAAAUGGCGAUGUGUUCUCAUACGUAGACUGGAACAAGCACAAAUCUGAUUGCCCCAAACUUUCUUCUUGCAUGAUUGCUCGAGGUGCCCUAAUAAAGCCAUGGAUUUUUACUGAGAUAAAGGAACAGAGACACUGGGAUAUCAGUUCUAGUGAACGUCUGGAUAUUCUCAAAGACUAUGCACGUUUUGGUCUUCAACACUGGGGUUCUGAUUCCAAGGGAGUGGAGACAACCAGGCACUUUUUGUUGGAGUGGUUGAGUUACACUUACAGAUAUGUACCAGUUGGUCUCUUGGAUGUGGUUCCGCAAAGAAUAAAUUGGCGGCCUCCCUCGUAUUAUGGCCGUGAUGACCUUGAAACGCUGAUGGCCUCUGAUUCUGCUGCUGAUUGGAUUAGGAUAUCUGAGAUGUUACUUGGCAAGGUUCCUGCUGGCUUUACAUUUUCUCCCAAGCACAAGUCCAAUGCUUAUGACAGGGCUGAAAAUGGCUAAUUUUUUUGGAUUGCCAUAUCUGCUUUCGGAUCAUCUUUGUAACGCCAUUUUUCCUUUCUCCCAUACCACACUAAUUAUUUGAGGAUGGGUCUUGAAGGUUGAAAGGAAUUUCAGAUUUUUACAAUGUUACUAUUUUUGUUAUUAUGUUUUGAAUGGGAGAUGCCGAGCAUUCCAAUUUUGAACUAUUGAAUCUAUACAACUGUACCUAGAAUUUUAUUCUAUUUUGUGGAUGGAGACUUUAUUUGCUUCUCUUCUUUUAUUAUUUUAUUUGAAUAUACAUAGCUCAACCAUCAUUUAUGAGAUAAAUAUCGCAAAGCUGUCUUGUUUGGUUGAGACACAAUUUUCAGUUAAGCUCUAGAGAUUCCCCAGGGCUCACCACAUCACAAAGUACAAAGUACAAACAAUGAACUCCAAUGACUCAAUGAGCUACUUUUCUUAAACACAGUUCGGCUAAAAUAACUUGAAUGAAUAAGACAUUCAAGAGAAGUUUGUACGUUUUGAAGCUUAAAAAUAAGACGCGAGACAGUUGUUGUACGAAAAUUAUUUCCUGCUUCACAUACAUUUAAAACAGAGAAUGAUUGACACCAAAGCAAUGGUGACCCUUUAUCAAUCACUGGAUCCUGUAAGAGUACCCAUUCAGAGGCUUCCAAUCUGGAUUUUCACCAACAAAAAAUUUGGUCUUUUUGUAUGCGACAAACUGGAAAGAAAGUAAAAUGUGUCAACACUGAAAAAUUGGAAGCAUAUAUAUAUUGGCAAAUUCAGAGAAGACAAACUUGAAGCAAAGAAUGCCUCAGUAAACUGCCUCAAUCUGCCAACUUCGGUAACAAAACCUAAAAGAACAGACCACAAAACAGCCAAAGAAAAAUGCAAAACAUCAUCCCAGUGUUGUUUCUAACCUUAAAAAUCUGUUCUUUAAAACUCCCAAAAACAACUAAACUCUACUCAAUGUUGGUAUCUCCUUAUCAUCUACUUCCUUGUCUUCUUGAUCUCUUUUAGUUCCACUGACCCAGCCUUCAUCAAUGAACUCCAAACUUCCACUCAAUCCAUCAUCAACAAAAUCACCAACCCUUUUCACCUUACCACUUGGCAGGACAGGGUACUUCCCAGAAAAACAAGCAUAACAGUAAUUCGGCGAAUCAUUGCCAAGAAACCUCUUCAAACUAUCAAUUGGCAAAAAUGCAAGUGAAUCUGCCCCGAUGAAAUCCCUAAUCUCCUCAACACUCAUCCUAUUAGAUAUGAGUUCAUCAGCACUUGGUGUGUCCACUCCAUAAUAACAGGAAGCUAUGAUUGGUGGACUUGCAAUCCUCAUAUGGACUUCCUUCGCACCUGAUUCCUUAAUUAACCGAACAAUCUUCGAAGAAGUAGUUCCUCUAACAAUUGAAUCAUCCACAACUACUACUCUUUUCCCUUCCAAGACUGAUUUAACAGGGGAAAGCUUGAGUUUAACUCCAAAAUCCCUGAUUUUCUGUGAUGGCUCAAUAAAUGUUCUCCCAACAUAAUGUGACCUAAUCAAACCUUGUUGAAAUGGAACACCAGCUUUUUCAGCGUAACCAAGGGCAGCUACAACUCCUGAAUCAGGCACAGCUAUCACAACAUCACAAUCGACAGGGUUCUCAGUGGCAAGAAUUUCCCCGAAUGCUCUCCUGGAUUCAUAAACUGAUCUUCCAAAUACAACAGAAUUUGGUAAAGCGAAAUAAAUAUGCUCAAAAAUGCAAGACUUCUGCUCAGGAUGAGAUAAUAAACAAAGGGAGGAAACCCCAUCUUUGUCCACAACCAAAACUUCACCGGGAGCGACUUCUCUUUCGUAGGUUGCUUCGAUUAAAUCCAGAGCACAAGUCUCCGACGCGAACACGACAGCUCCGUUGCUCCUACGGCCCAUAACUAGCGGCCGGAAUCCGUACGGGUCUCGCACGGCGACCAACUUAUCCUCGGUUAAAAACACCAUUGAAUAAGCACCUUCCAGCCUUUUGCAAGCAUCAACUAUCCUCAUAAAAAAGGGCCUUUCUUUCGAGAUGGCGAUGAGGUGGAGCACAACUUCGGUAUCGGAUGUGGUGUUGAAAAUAGACCCGUUUUCUUCCAAUUCGACCCGGAGGGCUUGGUAAUUCACCAAGUUGCCAUUGUGGGCUACCCCGACAGACCCGAAUCUGUAUCCGGCGACAAAAGGCUGCACAUUUUUCAACAUGGAUGAACCGGCGGUCGAGUACCUGACGUGUCCGAUGGCCAUAUCGCCGGGGAGCUGGUCAAGCUUUGACUGAUUAAACACAUCGGAGACCAACCCGACACCGGUAAUCGAUUUCAGAACGUUGUCGUGGACGGUGACGAUGCCGGCGCCUUCUUGCCCCCUGUGUUGAAGCGCGUGGAGAGCUAAGUAACAAAGACGGGAAGCUUCCGGGUCGCCGUAGAUUCCCACCACGCCGCACUCCUCCCGAGGCUUGUCUCCUCCGUCAUCUUCGAAAGAACCCACAUCGGAAAUAGGGUUCUUGGAAGCCGCCGUCGUCAGGCAGCGCUUCUGAAUGCCUAGGUUGCAGGGUUUUCGGAGGGUUUUGGGGAAGGGUGAAAAUGAGUUGGGCUUUUCAUCAGCAACGGAUAACGGAGACAGCUUAGAGGAAGCUGAAGCAGCUGCACCGGCGGCGGCGGCGGUAGUGGUGGCGACGAAUGAGGCGGCGGCGGCCAUGGAUACAGUAAAAUAGAGGGGGAUCGAAGGUGGGGCUAUUGCUAAUAGCCAAAGGGUUACGGCUAGGUUUUUGGUCCUUUUUGUUUGUGGGAGAGAAUCCGAGCCAGGAAAGAAUCCUAAUGGAGUUAGGCUACGCUGAUGGAGGGCGCAAGAAAUUACGGUGGGAGACGCUAAUCUAUUGGUGGAUUUUGGCGGAAAAAUUUCAUUAAAAGACCAAGGUGGGGACCGAUUCCGGCUGACUAAAUUUAGUACCAGUAGUAGUGCUUGAUGAUUAUAAGUUAUUUGAUGUACAUUAAAAAGAUGAUUAUUGAAACCAGUAAUAACUUUAAU